AUUGAUAUAUACUAAAUUCCAAGGUAAAACAAUAAUUUAAUAUUUAGAUUUAACUUUACAACUAGUUGACAUUAACUACAUUUGUCUAAGCAACUGUUCGAAGAAAUUUCAUUUAAUAUACAUCCUUCAAUUCGUAUGAAGAUCAUGAUGUGGAUGAUAGUAUUUAUUACUUGGAUUCUUGCUGUGUAUGCCCCAAUUCAAAUUCGCGGUGAAGUUGAAGACCCGACUGCUUUAGAUGAUCAAGUGGAAAAUGGAUUAAAUGAUCAAAUUCUAACUGAGUACGAGGCUUUUUAUAUUUAUGACCAUAUCGCGUCUUAUCUAUCUAGACCAGAGGUUGGAUUGUCAGGUUUCGCGAAAUUUUUCCGUGAAAGUGCAAACGAAGAAUUGGAGCAUGCACGUAAAUUCAGUGAAUUUGUCAAUAAACGAAACUCAAAGGUUGUCCUGAAAAAUAUUUUAAAAAACCAUCGUGUCAAUGAACUUGCAUCUUCAGGCGUACCAAUGGAUUUUAAAAAUAUUCAUGAAGUAAUUGAUACAGCAAUUAGAAAAGAACUUCAAGUCACUGCACACAUCAAUGAACUGCAUAAAUUAGCAUCGCAGAUGAAUGAUGCGAUUACACAAGAUUUUUUGGACGAUUUUCUACAAGAACAAGUGAAUUCUGUUAGUAAACUAAGAGAAAUGCGUGCUCGACUACAUUUGGAUAAUAGUGCUGUUUACCUGAUGGAUAAAGAAUUUCGUUGAACUGGUAAUCUGUUUGCAGCAAUAAUAAUUUCUUUCUUUUAUUCUUCUUUAAAAUCUGUUGUUUAAAAAUGAUAAUGAUUUCCUGCAAUUAUAUGCAAAUUGUAGACGAGCAUUACCCUUUUUUGUAUAAAAAAGGUUACACUGAUUUUACAUUUGCUUGAUCUGUCUUUUUAUUUGGAUAUGUUGAUAAGAUAUUAUCUCAAGUGAUUUGCUAAUCUGAUUUCCUUCAUAAUCUUAAACAUUUAAAUUCAAAUAGUAAUGAUAUAAAGUUGAUAUUUAUUUGACUAGUUUUAAAAAGAUGAUGAAUACGGUAUAAUA
This is a messenger RNA of Schistosoma guineensis, 1056 nucleotides long. The record is from the annotation of a GenBank genome assembly. Lineage: Eukaryota; Metazoa; Platyhelminthes; Trematoda; Strigeidida; Schistosomatidae.